Molecule: messenger RNA, 333 nt
Organism: Sclerotinia sclerotiorum 1980 UF-70
Lineage: Eukaryota; Fungi; Ascomycota; Leotiomycetes; Helotiales; Sclerotiniaceae
Exons: 1
Coding region: 1-333 (110 amino acids)
Source: RefSeq, a predicted model, not a curated record
AUGUCUCAAUGCGAAGUAAAUGAAUAUGCUCGUCGAAUAAUAAGAUCCGCCCAUGUCCAAAUUCAACUCCAAAAGAAGGGUACACAACAUCUAUUCAUGGUCAUUGCGAAAUUAAAUGAAGAUUACUUUUUACUUCAUAAGAAAUGGGAAAAUGAUAGAAAUGACAUCUUCUUCCGUCGAUGUACAUUAGAGCCCGAGAAGUCAUGUAAGGAACAAGAAACUAUACCUAGUGAAAUUGGGCUGAAAGCGAUUAACCUUACCCCAGGUAGUUGCUUGAACGAGGAAGCUGCAGAUGUUUUUUUGACCCUUUGUAUCUAUCUGACUUGGCUUUAA